Molecule: messenger RNA, 607 nt
Organism: Dermacentor silvarum
Lineage: Eukaryota; Metazoa; Arthropoda; Arachnida; Ixodida; Ixodidae
Product: C4b-binding protein beta chain-like
Exons: 4
Coding region: 97-603 (168 amino acids)
Source: RefSeq, a predicted model, not a curated record
CUGGCCGCGAGACGCGAUAAGAGCACAGAACGCCAAGCCAGUCCCUCCGCCGAGCAUAACAGCCCGUGCGCGUUCCCGUGCAUCUUUCCUUCUUCGAUGGAGGUUAAACUUUGCACGACCAUGUUCCGAGCCAGCAAGAUGUUGGUUAUCUCGCUGCUCCUUCUCGCUACAACUUAUGCACUGCCCCAGAUACAACCUUGCACCACGCCGCCACCUGAGCUUCCCAAUGCCAAAUUCGUGCUAGUAGAAGCGGAGCGCCUCGCCCUCUACAACUGCGACAGCGAUUUCUGGCUUAGUGGACCUAAUUAUCUGACAUGCAUCACCUCUGCCGAUGGCAACGACACUUGGGUUCCCGAGCCUUGGCCAGAAUGCCGUCCGUAUGUGGACUGCCCGGACAUAAGCCUGGAACACGGGGUCUACGAGGGUGACUGCUGCGCGCCGGGCGACGAAGUGUACUUUCAAUGCAACGACGAGAAACGAUAUCGACUCUCAGGUGCUGAUUCAGCCAUCUGCCAGCCAAACGGAAACUGGAGCUCGCCAAUACCCACGUGCGUAAGGUCAGUGGCCUUGAUAUGCAUGUUAGUCAGAAGUUGCCUGUGUUAGAAAG